UACAAAUUCUAAUUUCUAAUUUAUCAUUAGACGAUAGCAAGUCAAAUAAAGGAAGGCAUCUUAUUAAAUUAGCAAUGCUUAAGCAGGACCAAAGGUACUAGGUGAAUUUAAAACUGUACUUCCAAUAAAACAUGGAUACAUUGAGUGACAAGUCAGGUGAAGUGGAGUUGACGAGUUUAAAGCAGAGAUCAAAUAAUACCUCGACUGAUGAUGUGGAAGUGGCACUUAAAGCUGGACCUACACGUGACAGAAAUUCAUUUUAUGGCGACAAACAUCCAGAUAAUACUAAUAACAGUGGCACGUCACAGAAUCAAGAUGAGUCUUUGGGUAGCAAGGAGGGUGACCAGGAACAAUCUGAUCCCCCAGGUAAAUGUUCCCUUUGGUGCCUCUCCUGCCAACAUUGCUGUUAUAGACAGUGUAAACCAUACAUGACCAAGUAUAAUUCAGUGCCCCAAGAUGCCAGCAGGAUUACAAAAUGUCACCACGCUUUCCUAUGUCCCCCACAUGGGAAACUUGCCAAGUGGUUUACCUUGUUGUUUGUUGCCAUGGUGAUGUUUGGAGUGUUUUGGGGGAUCACAGGAGCCAAUGCACUCCCAGGAGGCAAUCUGUUUGCACUCUACAUACUUAUGGUGUUUGCAUGGUUACUAGGUGUGCUAGCUGGUAAAAUCAAAUUACCUCCUCUUUUUGGUAUGCUGAUUGCUGGAGCAAUAUUGAAGAAUGUUCCUCAUAUCAAUUUUGCUGCUGAUAUAAACAGGACAUGGUCCUCCACAAUAAGGAACAUGGCCUUUGAUGUUAUCCUGAUCCGUGCAGUUCUAGGUCUCGAUCCUGCCUCAUUGACCAAGGCCCCAGGUGCUAUUGUACGUCUUGCUGCUAUUCCCUGUCUGAUAGAGGCUGCUACUGUAGGAGUGGUGUCCCAUUUCUUACUUAACUUCCCCUGGGUGUGGGCAUUCCUCCUUGGGUUUGUUAUUGCCCCUAUCUCCCCAGCUGUUGUUAUCUCAAGUAUGAUCGUCCUGCAGGACCAGGGCUAUGGAGUUGAACAGGGGAUUCCCCAGAUUCUCAUUCCAGCUGCUAUAUUGGACAACGUCAUCACAAUAAGUGGAUUUGGUAUACUCCUCACUGUUGCUUUUUCCACAGGUGCUUUCAAUGUGUAUACAGUCUUCAAGGGGCCAAUAGAGGCACUGAUGGGCAUUUUAUGUGGGGCACUUGUAGGCUUAUUAAUGUGGUAUCUUCCACAUAAGAAACAUAAACAUCUAGUGCUUUUCAGGUUCCUCAUUUUAUUUAUGGCAGCCCUAUUCAGCACAUUUGGAAGCAAAGCUGCAGGGGCCUCUGGGGCUGGGGCACUUGGGGUUCUCAGCAUGACAUUUGUAGCCUCCUAUAGGUGGCGCCAGGAGGGCUGGAUUGGCAAAGAGAAUCCUCUUGGUCGUAUCAUGGUGAUGCUAUGGAGAUUGUUUGAACCUUUACUCUUUGGGUUAAUAGGAGCGGAGAUAGACAUUGCAAAGUUAGAUGGCGCCACUGUAGGUUUUGCCAUAGCUACAUUAUUCAUAGGUUUCCUUAUAAGGAUGGUGGCUGCAUUUGUUGCUGUAACUUGUGCCCCAUUCUCUUGGAAGGAGAAAUUCUUUUUGCCAUUUGCCUGGUUCCCAAAGGCCACAGUACAGGCUGCCAUUGGUUCAAUAGCUCUAGACAUGGCCCAGGAACUGCCUGACUCCAACCCAGACAAGGCUACCAAGGUCACACUUGGACUUCAAAUUCUCUCAAUGGCUGUCCUCGCCAUCUUAUUUACAGCACCACCCGGAGCCACUGCCAUUAAACUUGCUGGAACUCGACUUCUUAAACUACCUCAUGACACUGAUAGUGCUAAAAAUGUACCUGAUUGUGAUAAUGUUAAGACUGAUAAAGAGAAAAUAUCUUUAAGUGAAAAUGAAUUGGAAGAGAAUGUGUGAUCAUUACAGUAUUGUGUUAUUGUUGACUCUCAUGGUACAUCUAUGGAAUCUCUUAUUUGUCCCUCCAUCAGUCAGUUAAUAAUUUUGGACAAUUAAAAACUACUAUUUUAUGAGCUAAUGUGCAAUUGUUCCAAUUCCUACAUUUUCCAAUUUCGGAAAAAUGUACUUUUUUCACCAUGUGAGCUCAGUAAAUGGUGCCAUUUUUAGUUUUUUUUGAUUUAGAUUUAGUAAUUGUAUAUGUAUAGAUGAAAAUUUAUUUAUGGACCACUUGCCAUGUUAUUUUUACAUAUAUCUUCAAAAAGAAACUGUCAAAGUCAUUUUACUUUCUGUCUCUGAGAAACUCUGUUCUCAUAACCCAUUGAUUUAAAUAAAGAUGGCAUGGUAAU
Molecule: messenger RNA, 2326 nt
Organism: Owenia fusiformis
Lineage: Eukaryota; Metazoa; Annelida; Polychaeta; Sabellida; Oweniidae
Source: the annotation of a GenBank genome assembly